AUGCAGAAGACGCGGUGUGAUGAUCAGCAGCCUGCUUGUGGUAGCUGUGCCCGUGUAGGUCGCAGCUGCAUCCGUCCCGGAGCCCUUAACACGGCUGGAGGACUAAGCCACUUGAAUCAAGUUGAAAAUCGUCUUCGCUGGCUUGAAGAGGCCCUUCGGCAAGUGGCCCCUGAGAAGCUCAGCGAAGCUCCUCCUAUCACCGCCCAGCCUAUCGAUCUCAAUCAUCAAUAUCCUCCGGCGAGCACCCCAAUACAUACAAUCACUUCUUCCCAUUCACAAAUCCAGCCCCAAGAUCCCGGACUAUCGAAUAAUAAUGUCGACCCACUUCUCCAGAACAGCUAUGACUCUGGCUUCGAUGGUAAUACAGCGAGCCCAGCUCCAUCAACACAAAUCAAACCCAAUGAGCCUCUAGCACAUGAAGUUGGCCUUCUAUCACUUGCCAACUCGAAAGAGUCUAAGUACCUUGGCCCGUCCUCCGGCGUUCCUUUUGCACGGUUGAUCUUUUCAGCUAUCCCUCAGUCACAAGGUCUAGCAACAUGCUGGGCUACGCCUCCUUCAACGAAUGCACAAGGAAACUAUGACGAUGACGCACAACCGUUCCCCUCCGAUUGGACUUCCGAAGCCGACUUGCAACAUUUUGUGGACGCCUACUUCGAGACAUACCAACCGAUAUACCCGUUCCUUGACGAGGACGCAGUACACGAGUGGUUGCAGAAUAUCUUUUCGCUAGAUAGCGCGCAGGGGAUGCCUAGGCUGGUUGAUAUGGAGGCUUGUCUGUCACCAAUUGCAUCUGUACAGAUAUUCCUCAUCAUUGCCCUUGGUUCACGGACACUGGAAUCUCGAUUAUCAACGGAUUUCCUGUCUGGGAGGUACCUAGCUACCGCCAUGUCUCGCUUAGACAGCCUUGCUCUGCACGACAGUAUCGAGGGACUUCAGAUCAUGCUGCUGUUGACAUUAUGCAGCUUCAAUUUCGUUAAUGGGCCCAACGCGUGGUUCUUGACUGCGAACUUGAUUGCAAGCUGUCUUGAUCUUGGUUUUCAGAGAAAAUGGUUAGAAGAGCCACAAGACAUUGGCCUCCAGCAGAAGCGACAACUGGAAACGAAACGAACGCUUAGGAGUGGUAUCUUCUGGUCAACAUACUCCAUCGAGCGGACACUAGCAGUUGUUCUGGGUCGACCGCUAACACUGAGGGAUGAAGCGAUCGAUGUGCCCUUCCCGGGAGGCGAGGAGUCUCUACCGUCUUCGAACGGACGGACAGAGGUCCCAGACGGGCCAACGAGCCCGAAGCGUGCCAGACUAUCGGUUCCUUCAUAUGUCGUGUCCCACUAUUCUUUAACAUUUGACCGCGUGGUUGCAGAGAUCAAGUUGACAUUGUAUCGCGUCAUCAGCCUCCCUGAUCGAUUUCCCUGGCCUACUGACAUUCCCAAGUGGCAGCUAACAGUGCAUGAGCACUGCGACAAGUUAUAUGCUGAGUCAAUUCAGCAGCUCAGGCACAAGUCUCGUCGGAGUACAACUGAUUUCCCCACCCGCAGCCUGGAACUCAAAUAUCACCAGUGCUUGAUGCUUCUUCAUCGGCCAUCGCCUGCAGUAGCUCAGCCCACAUUGGAUUCCUGGAGGACAUGUUAUCACAGUGCUGUGAAGACCAUCCUAAUCUCUGCAGAGCUCCAGCGAUUCCGCAAACUCAACAACAGCUGGCUCACCGCACACCAGAUCUUCGUAAGCGGCAUUACGUUCCUCUACUGCCUAUGGAUCAAUCCAAGUCUCCUACGAGAAGUCGGCAUAGAGACAACCACAAGCAACGCCGGGGAGUGCUCCUCGCUCCUGCGGCAUCUGGGGAAGACGUGGAGCGUGGCCGCGGACUCCCUCGACAAAUUUGACAAGCUCGUAGCCACCAGCAUGGCCUUUUGGCGCAGCCGGGUGGAGAAGCAGGCGACUGAAGUACAGGCUGGCCAUUCACUGAUGAUGAUGCACCAGUCGGAGUGGAGGGCGAAUGAGGACGGCACGCGCGUGGCUAACGCUGAUACAAACGGGUUCUUCCCACCUGAGAACCAGUUUGAUAACCCGAAUGAAUUCAACAAUGUGGACUUUAGUUCGUUUUAUAUGGAGUUGGGGGAUAUGAGUUCGUGGUUUGAUUUGGGAUGGAUUGAUCAAGCAAAUUAUCCAACCUUUGGCGAUCUGUAA
Clonostachys rhizophaga is the source of this 2181-nucleotide messenger RNA. The record is from the annotation of a GenBank genome assembly. NCBI's taxonomy places the organism in Eukaryota, Fungi, Ascomycota, Sordariomycetes, Hypocreales, Bionectriaceae.